CUACAAGUGGAAAGGGCGGGGAUCUGCGAUCUGUAACUGUUUGCCUGCUGUUUGUUUAUUUACAUCCAAAGACAGCUGUCACUUUGUCGAAAUGAAUUCAUCCUUUGCGAACCCCAUAUCUUUAAUGGACUUUUCUUUAAAUAAGAGUGAUAUAAAACAUACAUCAGUUAGUAAACAUGGUGAUCGAGAAUUCAUGGUAUGGAUGUCAUCGUUUAGCCCAAAUCUACUAAGUAGAUACCCGACUCUUACGAAGGAGGCUCAAUCUAAACUUCGGAGCCUGUACACCAUCAACCAACAAGCAGACAAUGCUGUUGAAGAAGUACUUAGGGGCUUAAAUCGAUGCGAACAGGACUAUGAAGCAUUGGCAGAGAAGACUGUAAGUCAACUUCAGCUGCUAGGUUUGAGUGAAGAUGAAGAAUUCAGCUGCGAGACACAAAAUGUUCUCCGAGAAGUUGGAGCUAUCAUCAGUAAGGGUCAUGUUGGAGACGGAACUGGUGCGGGCUCUGCUGCUACACUAGCUGUAGAUUUUUUGGCUCACGCCAGUGCUGCUAGACAAAAAUUAAAUCUGCUGAAAGAUAUCAAGCUGAUGCGAAAGAGGAAUGAGAGACUGAAAGAUAAUUUGUUAUAUUUUGAGAAAGAGUAUAAAAUGGCAGCAGAUGAAGUAUCAAAUUUGCAGAAUUAUUUAGAAAGCUCUGCUGUUGAACUGAAUGUAAGCCACUCUAAUCUUUCAAACUUAAGUAAGACAAAUUCAUCAUCCAGAAUAGAGUUUGAAAACCAGGCAGUACCUUCAACCAUCUCAACUCAAGCCAUAUUGGACUCACAUUACGCUUAUGAGGGUUUAAUCAAAGACAUACAGAACCUUGAAAAAAAAUUUGAGCAAUAUGGAGAGCUUCCACCUAGCAUUACAGAGGCUGUUAAAAUAGUUGAAAGAACAAAGGAACAGUUAGAGUCCACUUCAGCUACUCUAAAAAUGAAAUUGACAUCUUAUCACAAGUGAGAGUAUCGAUGAUGAAAGGAAUGCAAUGUGUACUUUACCUCUGUUGCUACAUGUUUUAAUAUGACCGAAAAUAAUAAAAAGAACCUCUAAACAUGACAA
Messenger RNA from Frankliniella occidentalis (western flower thrips), 1096 nucleotides. RefSeq lists its product as uncharacterized. NCBI's taxonomy places the organism in Eukaryota, Metazoa, Arthropoda, Insecta, Thysanoptera, Thripidae. The transcript is spliced from 2 exons. The coding region runs from base 92 to 997 and encodes 301 amino acids. The record is from RefSeq and is a predicted model, not a curated record.